CUUCCGCAUCAAGGCCGCUUCGACGAGUCGCAGGAGCAGCUCGACUCAGUGCGCCGCGAGAACAAGAACCUCGCCGACGAGAUCAAGGAUCUCAUGGACCAGAUCGGCGAGGGUGGCCGCAACGUGCACGAGAUCGAGAAGUCGCGCAAGCGGCUCGAGGUCGAGAAGGAGGAGCUGCAGGCCGCCCUGGAGGAGGCCGAGAGCGCCCUGGAGCAGGAGGAGAACAAGGUGCUGCGCGGCCAGCUGGAGCUCAGCCAGGUGCGCCAGGAGAUCGACCGCCGCAUCCAGGAGAAGGAGGAGGAGUUCGAGAACACUCGCAAGAACCACCAGCGCGCCCUGGACUCGAUGCAGGCGUCGCUCGAGGCCGAGGCCAAGGGCCGCGCCGAGGCCAUGCGCAUGAAGAAGAAGCUCGAGUCGGACAUCAACGAGCUCGAGAUCGCGCUCGACCACGCCAACAAGGCAAACGCCGAGGCGCAGAAGACCAUCAAGCGCUACCAGAACGAGAUCAAGGAGACCCAGGCGCGCCUGGAGGAGGAGCAGCGCGCGCGCGACGAUGUCCGCGAACAGCUGGGCAUCUCGGAGCGUCGUGCCAACGCCCUGCACGGAGAGCUGGAAGAGAGCCGCACCCUGCUGGAGCAGGCCGACCGCGGCCGCCGCCAGGCCGAGGCUGAGCUGGCCGACAACCACGAGACCCUGGCUGACGCCCAGGCCAACUUCGCCGCCGCCUCCAUGGCCAAGAGGAAGCUGGAGGGCGAGGUGCAGUCACUGCACGCCGACCUCGACGAGAUGCUCAACGAGGCCAAGAACUCCGAGGAGAAGGCCAAGAAGGCCAUGGUCGACGCCGCCAGGCUGGCCGACGAGCUCCGGGCUGAGCAGGAGCACGCCCAGACUCAGGAGAAGAUGCGCAAGGCCCUCGAGGUCCAGGUCAAGGAUCUGCAGGUCCGGGUUGACGAGGCCGAGCAGAACGCGAUGAAGACCAGCCGCAAGAUGAUCCAGAAGCUCGAGGAGCGCGUGCGCACCGUCGAACAGGAGCUGGAUAGCGAGCAGCGCCGCCACAGCGAGGCCCAGAAGAACCUGCGCAAGACUGAGAGGCGCAUCAAGGAGCUCAGCUUCCAGGCCGAUGAGGACAAGAAGAACCACGAGCGCAUGCAGGACCUGGUCGACAAGCUGCAGCAGAAGAUCAAGACCUACAAGCGCCAGAUCGAGGAGGCUGAGGAGAUUGCCGCGCUCAACCUGGCCAAGUUCAGGAAGGCGCAGCAGGAGCUGGAGGAGUCGGAGGAGCGCUGUGACCUGGCCGAGCAGACGCUGGCCAAGUUCCGCGCUCGUGGACGUGGCGCCUCCGCCGUCCGUGGUGCCAGCCCGAUGAUGUAAACGACAUACGUUGACUCAAGACAAAACUUUCCAUCGUGACUGGCCAGCGGCAAGCCCCCGUCCGGUCUGGCCAGCAUGACUCGCGACAUCUAUUGACGACAUGACAAGUGACAGCUUUGCGAGUCGCCGCCGGUAGCGCCACCAGCUACCGGCGGCGAGCCGCGCGCCCAGACAGACUGAACGAGUGAGUGAGGCGACACGCGCGGCUAAAUGUCGGCGCCCAUCCGCACAAGAUGGCGGUCGUGACGUCACGGCGCGUGCGGCGCCCGAGCCCCUGGCCUGCGCCGUAAUAUGGCGGACAACAUGGCGGCGGCGCAGUGUCGGGCGGAGUCGGCGUCGUGCGUUGCCAUGGCGACGCGUAUGCCCGCUAGUGUUUCUGUGGCGACCUUUCUACUGAACUGUGUUCCCAUAAGCAUGAUACGAAAAGGUGCAGGUAAUAAAUAGCCGACAAACCUA
Molecule: messenger RNA, 1827 nt
Organism: Amphibalanus amphitrite
Lineage: Eukaryota; Metazoa; Arthropoda; Thecostraca; Balanomorpha; Balanidae
Product: myosin heavy chain, muscle-like
Exons: 10
Biological process (GO): peptidyl-threonine phosphorylation; actomyosin structure organization
Cellular component (GO): myosin complex; cytoskeleton; cytoplasm
Molecular function (GO): protein serine/threonine kinase activity
Source: RefSeq, a predicted model, not a curated record